Messenger RNA from Lepus europaeus (European hare), 6350 nucleotides. It is a transcript of the gene CREBZF, whose product is annotated as CREB/ATF bZIP transcription factor. The transcript has 3 exons. Bases 264 to 1388 code for a protein of 374 amino acids. Gene Ontology annotation, molecular function: DNA-binding transcription factor activity; transcription cis-regulatory region binding. The record is from RefSeq and is a predicted model, not a curated record. Gene Ontology annotation, cellular component: nucleus. NCBI's taxonomy places the organism in Eukaryota, Metazoa, Chordata, Mammalia, Lagomorpha, Leporidae. Gene Ontology annotation, biological process: regulation of transcription by RNA polymerase II.
GAGGAGGACCGACUUCCGUCCAGGCCGUUGUCUGGGUGGCGCGGCCGAGUCAUCGCCGGGCCUCGCCGCUUCCAUCUUCCAUUCCUGCCCCCCGCCCCGGUGCGGGGGGUCCACCAGCCAAGCCAGGCGGCAGGCGACUGAAAUUUACCUUCCAUUUCGUUUCGCCCGGCGCCCCGGCUGCCCGCGCUGGGGCCUGGGGCCUUUGGGGCCCGCGAGGCCCAGUCUGAGGGGCCGGGGCCUACGCUGGCCCGUCGCUGGGCCCCAUGAGGCAUAGCCUGACCAAGCUGCUGGCAGCGUCGGGCAGCGACUCCCCCACCCGCAGCGAGAGCCCGGCGCCGGCUGCGACCUGCUCGCUGCCCCCGGACCUGACUCGGGCGGCGGUGGCGGCAGCGGCGGCAGCGGCGGCAGCGGCGGCAGCAGCGGAGGAGGAGACGGCGGCGGCCGGAUCUCCCGGCCGCCAGCAGCCGCACGGCGACGCUGACGAGCUGGAGGCCGGGCGGGGGAGCCGCGGCGGCCUGGCCGUCCGCGCGCCCUCCCCCGAGGAGAUGGAGGAAGAAGCGAUUGCCAGUGUCCCCGGGGAAGAGACCGAGGACAUGGACUUUCUGUCAGGGCUGGAACUGGCGGAUCUCCUGGACCCUCGGCAGCCGGACUGGCACCUGGAGCCCGGGCUCAGCUCGCCUGGGCCUCUCUCCUCGUCCGGCGGAGGCUCGGAUAGCGGCGGCCUUUGGAGAGGGGACGACGACGACGAGGCCGCGGCCGCUGAGAUGCAGCGCUUUUCCGACCUACUGCAGAGGCUGUUAAACGGUAUCGGAGGCUGCAGCAGCAGCAGUGACAGUGGCGGCGGCGAAAAGAGGCGGAGAAAGUCCCCGGGAGGCGGAGGCGGCGGCGGCAGUGGUGGCGGCAGCGGCAACGACAACAACCAGGCGGCGACAAAGAGUCCCCGGAAGGCGGCGGCGGCCGCUGCCCGUCUAAAUCGGCUGAAGAAGAAGGAGUACGUGAUGGGGCUGGAGAGUCGAGUCCGCGGUCUGGCAGCCGAGAACCAGGAGCUGCGGGCCGAGAAUCGGGAGCUGAGCAAACGCGUGCAGGCACUGCAGGAGGAGAGUCGCUACCUACGGGCCGUCUUGGCCAACGAGACUGGACUGGCUCGCUUGCUGAGCCGGCUGAGCGGCGUGGGACUGCGGCUGACCACCUCGCUCUUCAGAGACUCGCCCGCCGGUGACCACGACUACGCGUUGCCCGUGGGAAAGCAGCAGCAGGACGUGCUGGAAGAGGACGACUCAGCGGGAGGAGUGUGUCUUCAUGUGGACAAGGAUAAGGUGUCGGUGGAGUUCUGCUCGGCGUGCGCUCGGAAGGCGUCGUCGUCUCUUAAAAUUUUCUUUUUUAGGUGAUUUCCUUCCUGCCAGGCUCCGUUGUAGGGGUUACAGAACAGUCGUUCCCGCCUCACAACCUGGUAAGGAUCCAUCUCUUCACGUAACGCUCAUGCUCUGCUGCUUAGUCUACUUUAAUGGGCAACAUCUCAAUUUGUGUGUGUGUGAUCUUUUUGUUUUUUCUUUUUUGGAAGGUGGGAGGGGAAUCUAAUUUGGGCCCUGUCCACCCUGGAAACAGACUUGUGCUGGUCAAUAAUGUAUUUAAGAUGCUUCUUCUGGUUGAAAUAGCUGUUAAUGUGUCCCCUUGUUCAGACUUGCGUGUACCUAGCUCUUCUGUCCCCAGUGUGGACAUGGCCUUGGAUGACAUCGGUUCCAACUGUACACUGAAACCUGCUUAUAGAGAUACAGUUUGGAGACAGUGAAACAGGUGAAGUUGAAUGGAAGUUCCGAGUUGUACAAGGUGCAAAUUGGAAUUCCAAUUUUAAUGCAACUUUUCAGAGGUUGACAAAUAAGUAUUUGGGGCAUGCAUAUAUGUGAUAGUUAUUUUGCUGGAGAUGACAGAAAUCUUUUAAAUAUUCAAGAAUGCCUUUUUGGUUUUCAGUAGAAGAUGCAGAAAUUCAGCCUACUGAAAAGAACAUUUUAAUAUCUCUCCAUUAGAGAAGUUGGAAAUUAACAUGCAUAUAAGAUUCCUUCCUGUGUUUUAGUUAACUGGGGAAAGACUAAGAAUGGUUAAUGAAAUGUUUCCUUGAGGACCAGCACAGUGAUUUACCCUAUCACUGAUCAUGAAUAAAUUGUUGAAAACACUUAUUUUAUGUUGUAUUACAAUUUUAGGUUAAAUUUAUGUAUGUAUGAUUAGAUAUUGAAGGUUGUGAAAUGUGAAUGAAAACAUGUAAAGUGAGGCUUCACAAAGAAUCUUACUCUUUAUAUUUCAAGAGUAUUUGUCCUAUUUAGAAGUAAUUUUUGAAACUGAGUGGUUCUGGCCACUUAAAUGUCAUGGUUGAUGCUACUUUUCCAAAGAUGGGACGUAUUCUUCCCUUGAAAUACUUCAUUAUGUAUUGUCCAGUUGUAUAAAUUCAGUUAUGGUGUCUCUCGGUGUAAGAAGUAUUAAAUUCUUUGUGAAACGUCACUGUUUGAUAAAGUAUAUACGUAUUUAGCAUCCUUGUUUUUCUUUGUGCUAAAGUGGAUACAGCUGUUGGGGCAGAAGAGACGGGACCAGCUGCUGGCCACAUUUCCUGCUUUAUUUUAAAAGGUAGUAUAAGAAAUGAGGAAAAAGAGGUAAUAUCAGGGCUUCUGCUGUCUUUUGUUUUUAAAAUGUUCAUAAUUAAAAAGUAUUUUCCAGCAGUCCAAAGAUGUAAGUUAUAUUAUGAAAUGUUUUUAUUUUGUUGUUAUUUGGUUAUGAAAAUGGAAUCCUUGUUCUUGCACAAUGUAAAUGAUUUGUUGCUAGAUUUGAGACCUAAAUUGGUCUCUGGUUUCCAGUGCAUCACAGCAUAUUCUGUAAAAUCAUCUACUGCACUUGAGCAUGAAUGGGUAGUAGCUAAACUCACAACCUGGAGUGAUGAACCUGCUUAUACCUAAGGGCAGGAGCAAGCCCCUCACAAUGCAGCUGCAUGGAUUUUUAGUGCCUACUGAAUAAUAUAUAUACAUAUAUAUAUAUAAACCAAAAGUAGUUGGAAAAUUAUUUGAAAUGACUAAUUUGUGCUAUCUUUAUGAAAUAUGUUAAAUGUAGCUUUUUGAAACAGAAGCCUUGAAUUGAAAUUUAACUAAUACUUGAACAUUUUGUAUAUAUUUCUUUGUAUAUAAUUUUGUGCAGUACCAAUGACAAAAAUAUUGGUGUCAUAAUAAAACCAGGUUUGUUGAUCUUUCAGUUAUGGGCUCAAAGAAUUUAUUCAUCUCUAACAUGACAUUGGAAAAUAAUGGAUGAAAAUAGGAAAAAUGAUUGUUGUUAAUGCUGACUGUGGGUCUUAAUCAAAAGGUUCUGGAAGCACUUAGCAGUGUCUGCAAAAACGAAUCUUUUCCUACAACCUGUUAACUGACUGGACUGAUGGUAACAAAGUAAUUGUGGGAGCCAUGUCGGUCAAAAAUUUGGCAUCUGCUGAAAAAAAAAAAAAAGAAUGCCAUUUUCAAGUUCCCAAAUUACUUCUAUACUGAUUUUACUUUCCAGAAAUGGAGCUAUGAAAAGAUUCUCUGGAAUUCUUGAAAGACUUAAUAGAAAUACAUGAGACAUGAGACUAAGUUAAUUUUGGAACAGAAUUAGACUUUUUUUUUUGUCUUUCAUGGGAGUGAUACUCACUUCUUUGCAUACCUUUAAAAAAUUGUAACCAUUGGAGAAGAGAAUUAGAGUAUCUCAUCAAGAAAUACUAGUUUCUUUACAUAAUCAAGAGCAUAUUCUAUGUAUUAUAUUUAGUGGACUAGAAUUACAUAAACAGGCCAUCAGUGAUCACAAGGCAUAUCAUGAGUUUGUAUUUCUUUCCUGGAACAUGAGAGCUUAUUUGGAGUACAGACACCUUGCUGAGUAGAAUAUAAAGGUUAAUGUAAAGUCCUUCAUAGUCUUUUAAAAUAGAUGCAUUGAAUUGUCUGUAAUCUCAAAAAGUUGAUGAUGAUUAAAUGUCUGGGUAGUUAAUUGAAAAUUAGGUAAUACCAGGAUGUGUGGAUUCUGAGAUUUUGGCUUCUUGAGCUUUCUUUGAGUACUUGAUACUUUUCUUAAAAAAAAUAUUUUGCGGUUUCUAAUGAAUGGUAUACUAGUUUCUACUGUUUAUUAAAAUUUAUCUAGAGUUAUGUAAGGGCUUUAGUAUUCUGGAUGAUGCGAGUUUCUUUUUUCGUGGCAUAUGGUUGUUUACUUAAUUGAAAUACUUUUUCCAGUUUAUUACAAGUGUAAAAAAACACUCAAAACUCUGGAUUGUUUUAUUUCAUUUUCAUUGGAUUGUGUUAACGUAUUUCACCUGGUCUAGACUGUCAUUUUAUCUUACUGAUUCAGUUGGGAAGAGUGCAGAUAUAGACGAGGGAGGGGAUAGGAGAUAGGCUCUUAUUUAUAAUGAUUGUAUAGUUGGUUUUUAUUUGGCAUUCAGAUCUUUCUAAAUCCACUCAUGUAUUCAGUGCCUGUGAAGCCAGGCAGCAAAGAGCCUUCCUGCUGGCUAUUUACAUGUUUGUGGUUAAUGCUGUUACAGUCUAGCUGGUUGUAAUUGCACAACCAAGUUUAAGUACUAACACUGUUUGUUGACUAUGACUACUAUUUUGAUUACCAAUGUUGAUGAGUAAUUAUCUUUUUAAUAUGUGAUUGCCUAAUUCAGGAUUUUGAAGGUGUAGUUAAGGGCCACACCAAUUUUAGUCAGGUUUUUCAGCUAAAUAAUCUGAUGAUUGAUGAAAGUUGGUUAGUAAAAUGUUUUAAUAUUUUUUCCCCCAGAAUAUUUUUGCUAUUUUUCUCCUUUAAUUACCAUGUAAGCUAGGGAUCAAAGCGCUUCCUUUAAAAUCAUGCAGAGUGCUUUGUUUGACCAUCGAGAGACAGGAGAGCUCCCAUCUAUCAGCUGGUUUACUCCCUCAUAUGCCUGCAAUGGCCAAGACUGGGCCAGAGGUGAAGGCAGGAGUCAGGAACUCAAUCCAGGUCUCCCAUGUCAGUGGCAGGGACCCAGGACCCAAAUACUUGAGCCAUCACUGAUACUUUCCAAGGUUUACAAUGCCAGGAAAUUGGAAUCAGGAGCCACAGCCAGGCAUCAAAUAAAUCCAGACACUUUGAUGGGGGCACAGGCACAUUAACUGCUAGGCCAGAUGUCCCUCUGUUACCCUAUACUUUCUGUUGUUGAAAAUACUUAGCUCAGUUUUCACAAUGAAUGAACUUAAAAAUCUAGUCAGUAGUUUUGUAUAUUGUGUAGUUCUGUUUAUGUAGUGAUAUGAAUUUUAUUAGGAGUCCAGCAACUUUAGAAUGUACCUCCAGAUUCUGUAUCUUCCCUGUAUAUCCACUGAUGUUAAUGUCCUAGAACCCUCUGGCUCUUAGUGUACUAUAAUUUGGAGUUUAAAAAGUAGACUGAUAUCUUAAGUAUGAGCCCUCCCCCACCUCCCAUUUUUUUUUUUUUUUAAGUCAAAUUAACUACAAAGUGAGUUGUAGGACAGAUUUUUAGUAGGUUGUCUACUGUGUUUGGACUGAAAUAUCAAAAACUUACUUUCCUUACUGAUUGAGGUAGUGUUCUUUAGGUCUUAUCUCUGAAUCAUAAUGUAGAUUACAGAAAGUUCAAAUCAUAGACCUGCCCACAGACCAAAAACUUUAGUUAGAGUUGAAGUAGCAGACUUAGCAUAAUUUAUUGCUUAUGUCACCUAUUUCUGCUAAUUGGAAAAGAUGAUUCAAGAAGUAUGUACAGAGGACAGAUGUGACUUUUUGAUUACAGAAACUGUUAGAAACUCUUCAGCCUAUUUAUAGAUAGUAUUAUGUGAAGAAGUAAAUAUUCUGGGAAUAUUUAAGAUAUUAGGAAAACAUUUUGUACUCAAGUAUUAAACAACAAUAUCAGUGGGUUUUGAAUUGUUUUGAUUGUACUAUUUUGUAUUCUUAAGGAGUCUAUUAAUUUGGAUUUGAAAUUAGGAAUUCAUUACUGUUUUCAGUGAUAAGGGAAACUGCUUUGAAUAUGAGUGACAGUGCCGGUAAAUUUGGAUUGGAGGGCUUGAUAUUUCUGCUUGAAAAUAAGGAGGGUUCCCCCCUACCAUAUCUUUUAAGUUUUAUAUAUAUGAGGAGGCUUCAAAAAAAAUUGUGAAAAAUGGAAUUAAACCGUAGUGCUUAGUUUCCAGGAACUUCUGGAAGCCCCCUCAGAUGUUUUCUUCUCUUCCCUUAAGUUGCAAAAUUUUCAAAAAACUUGGGAAAUCCAGGAAAGAAUCAAGAUUGAAAAAACUCAUUUGUAACUCUAGCCCUUGCAAUAUCCACAGUAUACUUUCUUUUAAUCUCCUGUGCAUAUAGAUUCUUUUGCCUUAAACUGAAGAUCAUUUCCUAUCUUAAUAGAGAGU